This is a messenger RNA of Beauveria bassiana ARSEF 2860, 909 nucleotides long. RefSeq lists its product as uncharacterized. Lineage: Eukaryota; Fungi; Ascomycota; Sordariomycetes; Hypocreales; Cordycipitaceae. The record is from RefSeq and is a predicted model, not a curated record. The coding region runs from base 1 to 909 and encodes 302 amino acids. The transcript is spliced from 5 exons.
AUGAGUGUGCACUACAAUAAAAUCCGAGACUCAGAGAUCAAACUGCAAGAUGUGAAGGCACAAGAUAUACCUUUCGCAGAUGAUGGGACGUGUCCACCUACGCCAACGGACGAUAGCCUGCCUACCAAGAAAAAAGACGGCCUGAUCACCACUGCGGCUGUUAAAGUACCACAGGACACCUACCGACGACUUUUUGACCUCCAGCUUGGGGAGAGUGACUAUUUCGCCGUUGCAGAAGAGGACCGAUCUCAUCCACACAGGCAAUCAGUCGUGAUUAUCAAGACUUUUACCGGCCCUGGGGCAGAAAGCCAGAUACAAGCGAUACGCAGAAUUCAGCACAAUCGGUUUGUCGAUGCCAAAGAGUUUUUCCCUAUAGAUGAGGGAUACCUUGUGUCUUUCGAAUUCAUGCCCCUCGCACUAUGUGAAAUAGCAGGCAAUCCUCUUCUGAAUGAUGUACGACUGGCGUCGGUGGUGGGACAGAUCGUUGAUGGGCUUCUGUAUCUAGAACAAAAUGGUCUCGAGCACUCGAGUCUUACCUGUUCCAACGUAUUAGUAGACUUGUUUGGCAAUGUUAAGAUAUGGAAUCAGGAACACAUUGAACUGUCGGCCGGGAGAUACCAACAUGUCGAGGCUGUGGGGGAAAUUAUCAUGUACCUUGCUCAUGGCCAGGCCCGGGAUGAUGGGAUUGUGGGCCUGGAUGAGCCCCAGCGAUUCCCGUUGGCAUUCGAUUUUCUCUCCGCCACACAAACAGCAUCCAAAUUAAGCACCGUUACUGAAAACGCCUUACUAAAGCUUCCUUGGCAUAAGAGUCGGCUCGCAGGCCUGAUUUGCUUCACAAAUACAUGUGUGGGCUUUGGAUACAGAUUUCCAGCAACAGCGGCAGGAGAGAUGGGCAGCGCGGACUCUUAG